AUGUCUGAUUUAGCGAAGACUUUGUUAUCAGAAUAUUAUGGAUUGAAUUCCGAAUCGACUAACAAAACAUUUGUAUCUAUUCACAAAUCUAUCGAAAACGCUAAAGCUGAAGAGGAGAAACACUUUACAGAGCAAACAUCUGUCACCACUAAUGAAGAGAACGUUGUAUCUGAAGACGAGUAUCAGAAAGAUAUCGACGAUGACCGGAAAUUCAGUGUUGAGAUCGAGGAAUAUCGAAGACCAGUGAGAGCUUUCAAUAACAUUGAAGAUGCGUAUGACUCAGAUGAGAAUUCCGUUAUUUACGACAUCGAUUCUGAACAGAAACGGACAGAAUGUCCAAACAUUACUCCAGUGUUUGUUACUAAAGAGAAUGAUAUUAAAGACACAAACGGAAGCGACUCCAGUAUAACGUACGCUGAAGACAUUCUUCCGGACAAUCUAUCCGAUGCAUCUGACACGACGUUAAGAAAGUCACGAAGAUCUUCGAAAACUUGUACACCUUUGCCACCUUUGUCAAAGAAACCUGUCUGCAAUGAAAUAUUCGCAGAUUUCUCUAAUGCUGACCUAAAACAAUUCCCUCAAAAAAUAUUAAACGAAUUCUUAGACAUAAGGAUGCUGUACCUGGCUGAUAAUUCUUUAACUCAGCUUCCGAAUGAAGUUUUUACGACCUUAAGACAUCUGGAAUGGUUAGACAUAAGAAAUAAUCAAAUUUCAUCCUUGCCGAGUAGUAUUGAGUCACAUCCAUGCAUACAAACGCUUCUUCUUCAGGCAAACAAUAUGGAGGAAUUGCCACUGGAGCUUUGUAAGCCUUUGUACUUGUUACAAAGAGUAAAAUGA
This is a messenger RNA of Nomia melanderi (Alkali bee), 837 nucleotides long. The record is from RefSeq and is a predicted model, not a curated record. Lineage: Eukaryota; Metazoa; Arthropoda; Insecta; Hymenoptera; Halictidae.